Messenger RNA from Diversispora eburnea, 234 nucleotides. NCBI's taxonomy places the organism in Eukaryota, Fungi, Glomeromycota, Glomeromycetes, Diversisporales, Diversisporaceae. The record is from the annotation of a GenBank genome assembly.
AUGACAGAAGAUUUUUUUAACCAUUCAAAAGAAUUAGCUUCAACCUGUGCUAGCGAAGCCCAUCUUGAAGCUAUUAAAUAUGCUGGUGAACUAGCCAAAGCUAACUAUGAAAAACAAAUGAAAAACCUAAAAGAUGAACUUGAUAAUAAUAAGACUAUAUUGCUCGACUUUGUCAGAAGAUUUGCUGAGGGAAAAGUGGAAAAUAUGAAAGAGCAAUUAGAGAAAAAUAAUUGA